Molecule: messenger RNA, 3864 nt
Organism: Schistosoma intercalatum
Lineage: Eukaryota; Metazoa; Platyhelminthes; Trematoda; Strigeidida; Schistosomatidae
Source: the annotation of a GenBank genome assembly
AACAUUAAUAAUAUAAUAAUAGUAUGAUAUGAAUAUCAUUUGUAUUGUAUAGAUAGAUUUUCAAAGUAUAAUGUUCCUACAUAACAUGAUGAACUCUUCCUAAACCAUAUUCUUAAACGAAAACAGCGACGACAACAACAACAAAAACAACGACAAAAUUAACAACAUCAAUAAUCAUAAUAACAACAAUCAUUAUUCAUGUCUUUAAUGACAGCUGAUUUAUCAAAUCAAAUUCCAACUGUAUUAAUAAUGUUAGGUAUUAUAUGUUUAAUUGGAAUAUUUGGUAAUACACUUGUAAUAAUUGUAUAUUCAUUAAAACAAGAUCGUUUAACAGCUACAUUAUUUAUACUUAUAUUAGCUAUAUCAGAUUUUUUAGCAUGUAUUACCUUGAUACCUGGUACAAUGAUUAUAGAAUAUGUUGAAUGGAAUAUUGAUUCAACAUUUUUAUGUAAAUUUUAUUAUUUUAUAAAUAAUACUUUUAUACCAUUCAGUAGUUUAUUAAUUAGUUGUAUAGCAUUUGAUAGAUAUUUUUGUUUAUGUCAUCCAUUUAAAAAUAUUUUAACAAGAGAACGAGCUAAACGUGUCAUUUUAAUAUUGAUUUUUAUAUGUAUUAUAUUAGGAUUUAGUUCAACAUUUACUGUUAGAGUUGAACAAGUUCAUUUUGAUACAAAUAUAAUCAAUAAUAAUAAUGAUAAUAAUAAUAAUAAUAAUCGUCAUAGCAACAAAACUAUAGAUUAUAAUUCAACUAUCAAAUUUGAUUAUUCAUUUAAUUCAUAUUAUAAAAGUGAAAAAUUUGAAUGUACAGAAAUAUUAAAAUUAAAUCAUACAAUGAUAGAAACAGUUCUAUAUCAGAUUGUACAAAAAAGUCAAACAUGCAGUUAUAUUUUAUGCAUUCUCUGCGUCGUUACACUUUAUAUAUUGAUUUAUCGUUCAGUAUCAAAAGUAUUUAAAAAACGUUUAGAAUUAAAAGGUGUAAAAAAAGAGAAUAAAAAACAUAAAAAAAUCGAAAAGAAUCAUAAAAAAAAGAAAAAUUGUGAAUUUACAUUUAGAAAUUUAUUUAAUUAUCAAUCGAAAAAAAUAAAAAUAUCCCCAAUGAAAUUAACAUUAACAAAUCAAGAUAAUCCAUUCACUCAAUGUGAUGGAUUCAAUCAACAUAUAAAUAAUACUAUAAUAUCUGAAUCAAAUUAUACGGAAACAAUGAAACCAUUAAAUGUUUUAUCAUGUAAUACUAUUGAUAUAAAAAAUAAUGAAGAAAUGAAUGAUCCAUCACAAAAACACGAUCAUCAUCAUCAUCAUCAACAACAACAACAACAACAGCACCACCACCACCAUGAAGAACAACAACAACAACCACAAACAAUGAAAUCAAAUACAUUAGUUCCUAUAAAUUGUUGUCAUAAUACAGAAUCAGUUAUGAUUCAACCAAUUACAUUAAAUUAUGAAACUAAUUUAAUUAUAAAUGAAGAGAAAACACGUCGUUCAAUGAAAACCAUCAAAGAUAAUAUUGCAUUUCAAAAUUUAAAAACAGCAGCAAUGUUAUUUGUUGUAGCCGUUGUUUAUAUUGUUACAUUUAUACCAGCUAUGUUAAUGGCUAUACAAUAUGUACCAUUAUAUUUACCAAUAUUUUAUUUAUAUUAUAUAAAUAAUGCAAUUAAUCCAAUUAUAUAUGGUUUUAUGAAUCCAAAUUUUCGAGCUGAUAUACAUUUACUUAUUUGUCAAAAAUUAAAAUGUAUAUAAAAUGAAUAUGAAUGAUACUUAACAAUGAUGAAUAAAGUGAAUAGAUCAUUUGAUUCAAUUUAUAUAUUGUUGAAUAAAAAGAUCUAAUCUUAUUCUAAAUGUAUGGAUCAAUUCUUCUUUAUUUGUAUUUGUACAUUCCUUGAAUUGAGAUUCGAUAUAUAUAUAGAGAGUAUUGUAUUAUUGUAUUACAUAAUAUAUAUGUCUAUGUCUAUUAUAUCCUAAUUAAUUGUAUAUAAUGUCAUACACGUUGCAUAUGACUUUAUUAUAACUGCAAUAACAAAUACCAUUGUUAAAUUACAUAUGUAUCUAAACAUAAAUGUUAUUUCAUUACUAUAAAUCAUAAAAAAUUAGUGGAGACAUUCUUUUUGUUCUUAUGAACGUUAAACUAGUUGUUCUAAAAGCAAUUCUGAAGUUUUAUUCAUUAGUAGGUAAUAAUGACUAGGUGUUAUGACUUUUAAAGCAAAAAUGUAACUAAUUAUGUAUUUAUCAAAUACAUGAAGUUGUAGAGAUUGUUGAAUUUAAAAUGAUAUUAUGAUUGGAUUAAUCACAAAGCGCAAUUGAAAACCUAAAAUAAAACAUCGGAUGACCGAGACCGAAAAUCCUGAAUUCGAAUCCAGUGUGCGGGAUUGUGUAUACACACUGCUGAGGAGUUCUAUACUAAGACGAAAUGACCGUCCAUUGUUUUCAGAUUCUCAAUGGUGGUCUAAUACUGACCCAUUGAUGAUAUCAAUCUAGAAUAAGAUGUGUUCCUUCGUGGUCAGAUUGAGAGGUAGAUAUAGAUAGUCGGCUUAAACAAAUCUUGAAUUUCUUUUAAAGUCAAGUUUGCACAAAUGUCUCAAAUGUUCUAAAUCGGUAUAAAUGGAGACCAGUAGUUAGAUAUCUACUGCUAAACUAUACAUGCACAAUUUGCUAAGACAGUUCAUUGUUUGAUAAGAUUAACAUUAUCGGAACACUAAGACUGGAAAUACUAUUAAAACUUCGACCACCAAGAAUAUACAUUAUGUAGAGACCUAUUAAAUUUCAGUGUUUAUUGUAUGUAAAUGUUUGAGAUAAUAUAGUCAGAGAUUUUACCAAACGUUUUGUAAAAUACAAGUAAUUUCAUGUGAAUAAGGAAGUAGCCUUGAAACACUACCGCAUAAUAUAAAGGAUCAUGUGUAGUAUUGAUAAAACAUUAGUUUAGAUGAUUAACUUUGCAGUUCUACACCAAAAGAUGUAAGCAAUGAAAACGUUUGUGAUAACAUGCACCAUAGAUGGUCAUUAGUAAUAGUAGCUUCCAAUUAUUCCUCAUCAUAUUUUGCCAUUGUUCCGUGCAACCGGUUGGCUUGAUUUUAAUAGCAAUAGAAUAGUAAUAUGAGAAUAUUUUAUCAAUUGAGUAAGUAAUAUAAACAACAACUUCUGAUUGUUACUUUCCUUAAUAUUGAAUAAUUUUUCAUAAUCAUUAAUUUCAGUCAACCAAUUCAAGAAUCAUACUUUAAUACAUUUAAUUAUUCUCUUAGUAAAUAAUCGUUCGAUUCAGUGAUCUAAACGUUGGACGUUCGUGAGUGAGACCGAAAUUCAUGGGUUCGAGUCCUGCAUGCAGGAUCAUGGAUGGGCACUAUUGAAUGAAACGGUCGUCCAGAGUUUUCAGGUUUUUAGUGAUGAUCUAGCUUUAAUCGACUCAUGAAUAUAACUAUUAAAGUAAUCGUUCUCUUUUAUCAUUUUCAAUAGUACCAUAAAAUUCAACAGAUCAAUGAACGUUCAGUAUUGUUUCAUUUUUUAGGUUUUGAGUAACUUCAAAAGAAGAACUAUUUUAAAACCGAAAUAAACUGAUAUGGAUAAAGUAACACUAAACACUAAAACAAAAAAAAUUCUAAAUAAUUCGGAUUCAUUUUCUCCCUUUUGUCCAGUCAUGCAAUAUAACAAUAAAUCUUAUAAGUAUGAUAACCAUCCUAUACGAUUCAUUUAUUAUUCGGUUUUAGACAAAUUAAAACAAAAUAAACAUAUUAAAUUUCAAAGCAUAAAUUCAAUAUUAAAUCAACAAUUUUAUUUGAAUGGUUGAUAUUAUGAGUCAAUUGAAGCUAGACCACCGUGGAAAACCUGGAAGCAGUGGACUCCCGCUUCGUCCUAUUGUGGAACUCCUCAGCAGUG